Molecule: messenger RNA, 1629 nt
Organism: Penicillium robsamsonii
Lineage: Eukaryota; Fungi; Ascomycota; Eurotiomycetes; Eurotiales; Aspergillaceae
Exons: 9
Coding region: 1-1629 (542 amino acids)
Molecular function (GO): acyltransferase activity
Source: RefSeq, a predicted model, not a curated record
AUGGCGCCCAUCAAAGUCCCAAUCAUAAUCGGUGUUGGGGAGGUCAAGAAUCCGUCACGCCGAAAAGAAGAUGCCGUCGAGCCUCUACAUUUGAUGCUCAAGGCAGUCAGAGAGGCAGCCUCAGAUGCUUACAAUUCCGAUGCACCGGCCAUUAUCUCGUCCAUCGAUAGUGUAAAGGUUGUCGCGAGUUCGACAUGGCCAUACAAGGAUCUGCCGGGGCUAGUGUGUGAAGGACUCGGGAUCAAAAGACACCAUACAGCUUAUAGUGAGCUGGCUGGAAGCGCGUCGGUGGAGUUGAUCGAUGAUACGGCUCGAAUGAUUGCAAAUGAAGAAAUCGAGGUUGGCGUUGUGGUUGGCGGGGAAGCGAUGGCAUCAUUGAAGACAUUUAUCAAAGAUGGCGCAUAUCCGCCCCCUUGGACACCACCAAAAACCACUCAGGUUUACUACGCCAAUGAUACCGACAUGUUAACUGGCAUUGGACGCGCUCAUCGAGUUGGUGUUCCUAUGCAUGUCUACGCGAUGUAUGAGAAUGCUUUGCGAUGGCGAAGAGCGCAGAGCCCCCUCGAGAACCUUGAAGAAUCCUCUUCGCUCUACGGUCGAUUUGCCGACACUGCAUCCCAACACCCGAUGGCGUGGAAUUACGGAAACAGCCCCAAAACGGCAAAAGAUAUCGGAAAUAUCACUAAGAAGAACAGAAUGAUUUGCUUUCCUUAUCCGCUAUUGAUGAACGCCUUCAAUGACGUAAAUCUUGCUAGUGCCUGUAUCAUGACUACCACAGAGUGUGCUGAACGAAUGGGUAUCUCGCGCGACAAGUGGAUCUUUCCACUUGGAGGUGGGAGAGCAAAAGAUUCUAAAGAUUUCUGGAACCGUCCUAAUUUCUACUCCAGCGGGGCGAUAGCCUCGGCUCUCGAUCUUUGUUUCCAGUCGGCUGGCCUCUGCAAAGAUGACAUCGAUCUCUUUGACUUUUACUCCUGCUUCCCAAUCGUCCCCAAAUUAGCAUGCCGCCAUUUGGGCAUCCCUUGCGACGAACCUCCAAAGCCAAUCACCCUAUUAGGAGGGCUCAACUCCUUUGGGGGUGCUGGUGCAAAUUAUUCUAUGCAUGCUGUGGCGGAGAUGGUCCGUCAGUUACGGAAGCUUGGUGGUCUUCCCAAGCCCUCAAACGGACUUAUCCUCGCCAAUGGAGGUAUUUUAACGACUGAGAAUACAAUUUGCCUAUCAACACACGCUCGCAGAGGCAGCGGUUGGUAUCCCACGAGAGACAACAAUCAGAUACCCCCAUCCAGUCAGCUAGCCCCACCUAUCAGCAUACACGCGGAAGGAGAGGCCAUCGUUGAGACAUAUACCGUCGAAUAUGACCGGGAAAAUCACCCACGGCUCGGCCAUAUUGUCUGUCGCCUAAUGAACAAUGGGCACCGUAUUAUCGCAAACCAUGGUGAUAUACCCACGUUGGAGCAGCUUUCCAGCUGGGACACGGAGCCUAUUGGGCGCGUUGGAUUUGUGAAGCGUUCUUCAACAAAGGAGAUGGGUAAGACCAAAAUUCUUGCAACCUCCGAUGAAGACGAAGUCUCUCGUUUCGACUCUAGAGAACUUAGCCAGCGUGCACUCGCGCGGUCUCUGAACGACGAAUAA